AUGGAGGGAGCCUCUCAGGACCUCAAGCGCCCGAGAGCCGCCCUCGACGGCGCUUCUGUGGAUAUUGACCAUUCUCCUGCCCCUCCUGACGGGACAGAAUGCUUUCCAGAGCCCGCGACCAAGCGGACUCGCGCGGAGACGAGCCAAACACGUAGUGGGCAGGCUGCAGCCAGCGCCCUGCUCGACCUCGUCCAAUCGGGGCCCUAUUUCACGGCCAUCGCCAGGUGUCUGACAGCACAGGACCUCGCCUCGCUAGCCAGCUGCUCCUCUCAGACCCUCGCCGCCGUCCUGGGCGUCGCGGGCGCCACGCUCUCCGUCGCCGACGCCAACAGCGCGCUCCUGCGCAUCCUGGCGCUCCGCGGCGACCAGCUCCGCCACCUGUCCGCGACGGCAAGCCGCCUCGGCGGCGCCGGCGCGCUCGACGAGGUCGCUGCGGGCGGAGCGGCCGUCCUGCUGCAGAACAAACCAACCGCCGGCGAAAUCGACAUCGAUGGCCUGCGGUCCUGGGAGAUCGGCGUGGCACCCGGGGACGUCGGCGCGCUGCUCGGCGCGUGCGAGCGGCUGGGACGCUCUGCGGACGGCGCGAGCGUCGCGGGCGACGCAUACGCAAUGCUGGACGGCGUGCGCGCCGCCGUCGGACCACACACCCCCCUCCCCGUCGUGCGCCUGCGGGCGUACCUCCCGCGCGCGCUCCCGCAGCUCCCGCAGCUCGUCGCGCUCACGAUCGACAACCUCGGCCGGCCAGACGCCUUUUCAUUUCUGGAUGCCGCAGGGCGCCUCCUGACACCGAAUCUGCGGCGCCUGACCGUGCGGGGCUGGCGGUGCCCCGCGCUGCCGGGCGAUCUCCCGCUCGAGUACCUCGAGAUCGAGGGCGGCGACAGCGCCGCGGGCGACGCGUCCUGCUCUGCGCCGGGCAGUUCCUGGCUGCCACGCAGCUCUGCGCGGCGGUUGCGGACCCUGAAGCUGGAGCAGGUGCAGGUGACGCGGUUGCCGGAGGACGCGCCGCUCGAGGACGUCGUCGUCGAGGACUGCAAGGUCCUUGAGGAGGGCCCCGAGUGGCUCCCGCCGUCGUCGGUGCAGCGGCUGCGGCGCAUCCGGGUGGCGUAUAGUACCGUGAGCGAGAUACCGCCGGACUGCGUGAGCCUCGAGGAGAUCCACCUCGACGGGUGUCCGCGGCUGCGCGCGGCGUGGCUUCCGGAGAGCAGUGCCCAGAAAGUGCACACAGUUCGAGCCACCAAGUCGUCCGUGGCGCGGGUGCCGCCGGCCAUGCAGUGCCUGCGCGAGCUCGUCCUGAACGGCUGCGCGGUCCUCGGCAACGACGAGGCGCAGUGGAUCCCGCUGAGCUCCGUGCAGAACCUCCGGCGCCUCGAGAUCGCCCACACCAGCGUCACGUGCCUCCCGGGCUGCGCCGCGCACCUCGAGACGCUCAACGUGUCGCACUGCGAGUUCCUCGCCGCGGACGACACGUGGCUCCCGCUCAGCUCCGCGGGGAGCCUGCGCAGCCUCGUGGCGUGCCACUCCUCGAUUCGGAAGAUCCCCGAAGACAUGCCGCUUAUUCAAUUAGACCUCCAGGGGUGCAAGAACCUCGCCGACGUACACGAGGCGAUCCCGGCGUCCAGCGUGAGGACCCUCGAGCGCCUGACCAUCUCCGGCACGCUCCUCGAGGCCGUCCCCGCCGCGGCGACGCGCCUGCAGCAGCUCGACGUCACGCAGUGCCUGUGGCUCGACCGAGAGCACUGGCUGCCGGAGCCGGUGCGCGCAAGCCUCGAGCUCCUCGUCGUGAGCCUCACGCGCCUCGAACGGCUGCCCCCGGGCCUGACGCGGCUCCAGGUGCUCGGUGCGAAGUACGCGGACCUCUCGGCACACGACUGGCUGCCGCCCUCGAGCUGCGGGAGCCUCAAGUCGAUCGACCUCUCCGACGCGGUCGUGCGCGCGCUCCCGGACCACCUCCCGCCGCUCGAUUUCCUCGACGUCAGCUCGGCGCGGCGCGUCGUCCUUCCCGCGCAACUGCGCGUCAAGAUCCUGCGCGCCCGCAAUCACAGCGUGUGGAAGGUGCUCCCGGACGGGCUGGCCGGCGUCGAGGUCCUCGAUGUCUCGCACUGCAGGAUGGACGGCAGGGUCCCGGGGGGUCGUGAGGAGUGGAUUCCGGGGGGGUGUCGGACGACGCUGCGGCGGCUGGUGGCGCGGGCGUCGGAGCUGACGCGGUUGCCCGUGCUGCCGCGGCUGGAGCACGUGGACGCGCGGGAGUGUCCGAAGCUGGUGGCGGUGGGCCCGCGGGGCGCGCACUCGGAGUCCGGGUGGCUGCCCGACGGGUGCGGCGCGGAGACUGGGCGGCCGGUCGAGGUCCUGAGGGAUCUCGUGUGA
Molecule: messenger RNA, 2364 nt
Organism: Pedinophyceae sp. YPF-701
Lineage: Eukaryota; Viridiplantae; Chlorophyta; Pedinophyceae
Source: the annotation of a GenBank genome assembly